ACCAAAUGAAGAGUUAAAAGAGUUAAUAGUAGCAAUAAUAAAAAUGAAAUAAAAAGAAAAUGGGAUGAAAGUCACUCAUAGAAAUUUGUAGAGGCAGUUCUGAGUCUGACUAGAGAGAGAAAUAGCGUAGAGUGUCUUAACAAGCUUCUCGUGAGUCACCAUUUCUUCUUCUCUGUCUGUCACUACAACAUUCUCCUCCUUCCAUUUCUCACCUUUCUUUCUCUUCAAUUCAAUUAUGGAUUCAGCAAUAGCUUCAACUUAUGCAUCACCCCUCAGUACCAAUCUAAGCAAAAUUAGUAUUGAAGGAGUUGGAAGAAGAACCAGAAACAGUGUGUUCUUAGGUGAAACUACUAAGGGAAGUUUAAGCACAACAAGAUUCCUUACCAUUCAAUCACCCAAAUCAUUCAAUCCUAAAAAUGGAGCUGAACACAACGUUCUCACUUCAGGGAUCAAUGAUCAUCAAGACUCCACGACAUUUCAAGAGGGACCCUAUUUUGAGACUCCAAAAGCAGACCCAAAAAGUGUAGCUUCAAUCAUUUUGGGUGGUGGUGCUGGAACUCGCCUUUUUCCUCUUACUAGCAAAAGAGCCAAACCUGCGGUUCCAAUUGGAGGGUGUUACAGACUCAUAGAUAUCCCUAUGAGCAACUGCAUCAACAGUGGCAUUAGAAAAAUAUUCAUUUUAACACAGUACAAUUCUUUCUCUCUCAACCGUCACUUGUCUCGUGCCUACAAUUUCGGGAAUGUCUCCACUUUUGGGGAGGGUUUUGUGGAGGUAUUGGCUGCAACUCAAACAUCUGGAGAAGCUGGGAAGAAAUGGUUCCAAGGAACAGCUGAUGCUGUGAGGCAAUUUAUAUGGGUUUUUGAGGAUGCUAAGAACAAGAAUGUUGAGCAUAUAUUGAUACUUUCUGGUGAUCAUCUUUACCGAAUGAACUAUAUGGAUUUUGUGCAGAAACAUAUUGACACUAAUGCCGAUAUCACAGUUUCGUGUCUUCCCAUGGACGACAGUCGAGCAUCAGAUUAUGGGUUGAUGAAAAUUGACGAAACGGGCCGCAUUAUACAGUUUGCAGAAAAGCCCAAGGGAUCAGAUUUGAAAGCAAUGCGUGUUGAUACCACAGUUCUUGGGUUAUCUCCAGAAGAAGCAAAGAAAAAUCCAUAUAUUGCGUCCAUGGGUGUUUACGUGUUUCGAACUGAGACCCUACUGGAACUAUUAAAAUUGAACGGUUCUACAUGCAAUGACUUUGGAUCUGAAAUCAUUCCAUCUGCUGUUAGUGGGCACAAUGUCCAGGCAUUUUUGUUCAAUGACUACUGGGAAGAUAUUGGAACCAUAGAGUCCUUCUUCGAUGCAAAUUUGGCCUUAACAGAACAUGCUCCAAAAUUUCAAUUCUAUGAUCCAAAGACACCUUUCUUCACUUCCCCGAGAUUCCUACCACCUACUAAAGUAGAAAAAUGCAAGAUUGUGGAUGCAAUUAUUUCUCACGGUUGCUUCUUGAGGGAGUGUAGUGUUCAACAUUCUAUUGUUGGAAUACGAUCACGUUUAGAGUCUGGUGUGGAGCUUCAGGAUACCAUGAUGAUGGGUGCUGAUUACUAUCAAACUGAGUCUGAAAUUGCAUCUCUGCUGGCAGAAGGAAAGGUGCCUGUUGGUGUUGGAGAAAAUACCAAAAUCAGGAAUUGUAUAAUUGACAAGAAUGCAAAAAUUGGAAGAAAUGCAAUCAUUACAAAUGCAGAUGGUGUUGAAGAAGCCGACAGAACUAAGGAAGGAUUUUACAUUAGGUCAGGCAUCACCGUUAUACUGAAGAAUGCAACAAUUCAAGAUGGAACAGUUAUAUGAAGCACUUCAAAUUAUCUGGUUGACCUCUAUAGAGUUUAGACAUAAAUCUUGAGUCCAAUAUAGUUAACUUGCAGAUUACGUAAGUAGUUGAAAUACCUCGAGUUAUCUAAUUUAAGAAAAUAAAUGUUCACAAACGUGCGUAGUAGACUACGCAACCCGUGUGAAAUCACAUGUAUCUUGCUAGUUUUCCAAAUAAAAUUUUAUCAUCAGUUUCUGAAUAUAAA
Messenger RNA from Medicago truncatula (barrel medic), 2052 nucleotides. Its product is annotated as glucose-1-phosphate adenylyltransferase large subunit 1. Lineage: Eukaryota; Viridiplantae; Streptophyta; Magnoliopsida; Fabales; Fabaceae. Gene Ontology annotation, molecular function: glucose-1-phosphate adenylyltransferase activity. Bases 236 to 1828 code for a protein of 530 amino acids. The record is from RefSeq and is a predicted model, not a curated record. The transcript has 14 exons. Gene Ontology annotation, biological process: glycogen biosynthetic process.